AAUCUUGUUGGAGCGUCGGUCAUGGCCAGCACGACGACGACCUCGCCGCUCCGGCGCGAGGCCGAAGACCGCGUGCGCCUUCGCCGCGAGGAGCUCAAGAAGCUCUGCGUCGUGCAGGACGUCAAGAACCACGUGUCGCUCGACAAGUACUUUCAGCGCGCCCACGUCAUGUACCGCCAGUGCCAGCUCUACGCGAUCCAGCACGACUACGACCACGCGUACAUCUACCUCUGGCUCAUGGUCCUGCUCUUCCAGUACCGCAUCCCGCAGCAUCGCGAGUACCACCAGGCCAAGUACGCGGCCGAGAAAGCCCGAUUGAACGACAAGUGCAAGCAGGCGAUGCAACUCCUCGACCAGAUCCUCGAUGGCAUGCUCCGGGAGGAGCUCGACCAGCUGCAACAGCACCACGAAGACGAGUACUUUAUCCUCCAACACGGAGAAGACAAUGAAGAAGUUCAAGCAGCAGCAUCGUCGGUAUCGUAUCCCACGUCGUCGUCGGCUGCCGCCAAGGACCCCGCCGGCCUCUCGCUCGAAGCGCGGCUCCAAGCGCUGCGGAUGCUCGCGCCUCAAACACCACCGCCGCAGCCAAAGCCGACCAGUGCGAGACUGGACAGCCAUGCGCGUGCCAAGGCCAUGGACGCUCUCAAGAUGCCGAGUCGCGCCACGUUGCCGCCACCGGAAAUGACGCCAUCGACAAGAUACCCCUCAACGUCGUCGACAGUCGCUGCGAGGGCAAAGCCUGCCUCGGAUUCCAUGUCGUCUCGGCGCCAAUCGCUCGAGAACCGAACGCUCUCGCUGCAAAAUGAAGUGCGCGAGCUCUCGAUUCCCGCCAACUUGAUCCAAGAUUUUAUUCGGAUCGCCGACCCCAAUACCCGCAAGCCGCCGUACGGUAUCGAGACGUGCGGCAUCCUCACAGGCACGCUCACUGGCUGCAAGCUCGCGAUCUCGACGCUCAUCAUUCCAAAGCAAACGGGCUCGUCCGACAUGUGCACCAUGACGCACGAAGAAGAGCUCUUCGAGUACUGCAUUGCCAACGACCUCCUCACGCUUGGCUGGAUCCACACACAUCCGUCGCAGACGUGCUUUCUCUCGUCCGUGGACAUCCACACGCAGUGCGGGUUCCAGUCGAUGCUGGCCGAGGCCAUUGCGAUCGUCGUCGCGCCCCGGGACGCGCAAAAGAGCAUUGGCGUCUUCCGGCUCACGUCGCCCCAUGGCAUGGAGCUCAUCCAAAACUGCAGUCUCUCGGGCUUCCACGAGCACCCGAGCAACCUCGAGAUCUACUCGGACGCGUUGCAGAUCGUGUGGUCCCAUGCGGCGCACGCCCGCGUCGUCGACAUGCGAUAUUAAUCGUGAUAUCGUCUUCAUCUUACGAGCUGCA
This is a messenger RNA of Saprolegnia parasitica CBS 223.65, 1378 nucleotides long. RefSeq lists its product as hypothetical. Gene Ontology annotation, molecular function: K63-linked deubiquitinase activity; protein binding; metal-dependent deubiquitinase activity. The record is from RefSeq and is a predicted model, not a curated record. The coding region runs from base 22 to 1347 and encodes 441 amino acids. Lineage: Eukaryota; Oomycota; Saprolegniomycetes; Saprolegniales; Saprolegniaceae. Gene Ontology annotation, cellular component: membrane; endosome. The transcript is spliced from 10 exons. Gene Ontology annotation, biological process: protein K63-linked deubiquitination.